UGUCUCUCUUCCUCACGCCUCAAACCCAAAUCAAACGUUCAAAUCCAUCUCUUUCUGUCAUUAUUCUUUCUUGCAAUCAACCUAUACCUACUGUGCAUGAACGAAUCUUAGAGAGAGAAAGAGAGGAGCGAGGGACGAAAGGUAUUUUCCAUUUCUGUUUCGUAAUUCUGUAAAUUUUGGGCUAGGAUCUAGGGCUGUAUUCAGUUCCCCAAUCAGCACAUGCUUCUCUUCCUUGUGACUUUGCCUCAAUAAUAUAACUUCUAAAGACAUUAUAUUUGAGGAAGAGGACAAGGAUGCGUCGGUGGCUUUGUUGUUCUCGUCAUGUGGAAGAUUCUUACCCGCCACAUGAAAGUGAGCAUCUGAAAAGCCCUUAUGGAGAUGAUGACCAAAGAGACUCAAGAAUGUCAGCCCCUGUCAAACGUGAAGCACCAAAGUCUGCACCACCACCUAUUGAAGUACCACCACUAUCUUUAGAAGAGCUAAAGGAAAAGACUGACAACUUUGGGUCAAAGGCUUUGAUUGGUGAAGGAUCUUAUGGAAGAGUGUAUUAUGCAACCUUAAAUAAUGGAAAAGCUGUUGCUGUGAAAAAGCUAGAUGUUUCGUCUGAAGAUGAAUCAAAUGUUGAGUUUUUGAGCCAGGUUUCCAUGGUCUCAAGAUUGAAGCAUGAGAAUUUUGUUGAGUUGCUUGGUUACUGUGUUGAGGGAAAUAUGCGUGUACUGGCAUAUGAGUUUGCAACUAUGGGCUCACUUCAUGACAUAUUGCACGGUAGAAAGGGAGUUCAGGGGGCACAACCGGGGCCAACUCUUGACUGGAUGCAGCGGGUUAGAAUUGCAGUGGAUGCAGCCAAAGGAUUGGAAUAUUUGCAUGAGAAAGUUCAACCAUCAAUUAUACAUAGAGAUAUAAGAUCGAGCAACGUGCUUAUUUUUGAAGAUUACAAGGCAAAGGUAGCUGAUUUUAACCUUUCCAAUCAGGCACCUGACAUGGCUGCACGUCUUCAUUCUACUCGAGUUUUGGGAACCUUUGGUUAUCAUGCCCCAGAGUACGCAAUGACUGGCCAAUUGACACAAAAAAGUGAUGUCUACAGUUUUGGUGUUGUUCUUCUUGAGCUUCUCACAGGAAGAAAACCUGUUGAUCAUACCAUGCCUCGUGGACAGCAGAGUCUUGUUACAUGGGCUACACCAAGACUGAGUGAAGAUAAAGUUAAACAAUGUGUGGACCCAAAAUUGAAGGGAGAAUACCCCCCCAAAGGGGUCGCUAAGCUCGCGGCGGUUGCAGCACUGUGUGUGCAGUACGAAUCUGAGUUUAGGCCGAACAUGAGCAUCGUUGUUAAAGCCCUUCAACCACUUCUGAAAACUCCUCCUGCCCCAGAAUCUUGAAGCAAAGAAGCUUUAGCAAAUGCAAUCUCUCCUCUUGGGGUUCUGCUUUUGUGCACAGUUUGAUUUCUACAACUUCGUGAUUACUCCAGAUACUGCAAAUAUAUAUCUAUAUCUAUUUAUAUAUAUAUAUAUAUAUAAUAUUUUUUUUAUCCCAUGAGUUUGAAUUUGUAGGGUUGGGUUGGCCUGUUUUACAUCUCUGCUAGAUUUCCAUGUAUUUCUCCUGGUCAUGAAACUUGAGAGCUGACGUUUAUAGAUACAAAAUGCUGAGAACAGGUUUGGGUUUUGUGGUAGAAUUGCCUCUAAAUCUUGAUGUACUUCUCAUUCAAGGAUGAUCCACCCCUUGUUCUUCUUUAUCAUUUCAAUUAUUACCAUGUUAUAAUUUUUUUAGCCCUCAUGAAUUCUGUAGUUUUUACUAGAACUAGUGGGGGGCCCCUAACUAUGCAAUAAUCAGAAUUUGAUUCA
This is a messenger RNA of Prosopis cineraria, 1838 nucleotides long. RefSeq names its product PTI1-like tyrosine-protein kinase 3. Gene Ontology annotation, molecular function: protein tyrosine kinase activity; ATP binding. The coding region runs from base 294 to 1376 and encodes 360 amino acids. Gene Ontology annotation, biological process: protein phosphorylation. Lineage: Eukaryota; Viridiplantae; Streptophyta; Magnoliopsida; Fabales; Fabaceae. The transcript has 8 exons. The record is from RefSeq and is a predicted model, not a curated record.